AUGUUUAAGAUUCUUUUUUUUAUUAGUUAUGUUGUUCUUCCAAUAUCUAUCUAUCUAUCUAUCUAUCUCAGUUUAUUCAUAUCUAUCUAUGUAUCUAUCUAUCUAUUUCGGUAUAUGCACUAUCUAUCUAAUAGUUUGUUAAUAUCUAUCGGUCUAUCUCUCUGUCUCUCUAACUAUCUUAUCAACUAUCUAUCUCGGUAUGUUCACUAUCUAUCUAUCUCAGUUUGUUUAGAUUUAUUUAUCAAUCUAUUUAUCUCGGUAUGUUUACUAUCUAUCUAUCUAUCUAUUUCAGUCUGUUCAUAUCUAUCUCUGUAUGUUCACUAUCUAUCUAUCUCUGUUCAUUAUCUAUUUUGUUCAUAUCUAUCUAUCUGUCUAUCUAUCUGUUUGUCUGUCGGUCUGUCUCAGUUUGUUCAUAUCUAUCAAAUCUUUUUAUCCAUCUCUCUCUCCCUCUCUCUCCCACUUCUUUUUACAAUAAAUAUUACAUCUACUCACAUUUUUCUUCUUUUCUUUUUUCCCUUUUUUUCUAAAAGCUCCACUGUUCGUCUUUUUCUUUAA
Molecule: messenger RNA, 555 nt
Organism: Acanthosepion pharaonis
Lineage: Eukaryota; Metazoa; Mollusca; Cephalopoda; Sepiida; Sepiidae
Source: the annotation of a GenBank genome assembly